Messenger RNA from Eremomyces bilateralis CBS 781.70, 787 nucleotides. RefSeq names its product DUF1742-domain-containing protein. The record is from RefSeq and is a predicted model, not a curated record. Lineage: Eukaryota; Fungi; Ascomycota; Dothideomycetes; Eremomycetales; Eremomycetaceae. Gene Ontology annotation, biological process: vacuolar transport. The transcript has 4 exons. Gene Ontology annotation, cellular component: endosome. The coding region runs from base 1 to 573 and encodes 190 amino acids.
AUGGCAGCUCUACCGAACCUGUGGCAUCACCGACGUGUGGCCGAUAGCGCCGCAAAGGCAUGUUGGAUAUGCUAUAAACCAUCAAGCAGUGUGCUUAUCACACCCGACAGCAAGGAUUACUUCUACAUCUGUCCCGGGCAUCUCCAGGAUCGAAAUUUUUCCGUGCCGGAUGCCACAGAGGCGACGGCGGCCGCUGCCGCGGCCGAGGAGAAGCGCAAAAAGGAAGAGCUGGAGAAAGAGAUCGCAAAGGUGAAAGCCGAGUACGAAGAGCGACAAAAGAAGAGAAAGGAGAAGUCCAAGAAAAAAGACUCGAAGAAGUCCGACGGCAAGAACUCCAAGGCAGAGGAGGAAGAGGAGAAGAAGGAUGAGAAGGAGCGGGAUGAGAAAAUCAAGGAACUGUCCGAAGAGGAAAAACAGAAAUCCUCCACCGAAGGUCCAAGGAUUUUCACGUUACAGAAGAAUUUCUAUAGGAUGCGUGUCGACCGCAUUCGCAAUGCUGAGAUGGCACGAAAGAAUGCAGAACGAUUGAAGAAUCCGUCGUCCUUCCCAUCCGUCCCACCUAACGACCUCUAACCCCAAACGUCACCCCAAGACCGUAGAGUAUCAUCAACGACUACAGCUUUUAGACAUCGAUCCAUUCGCUUUGCUGUCAUCCCCUAUCGUUUCAGGAAUGUAAAGAUUGGUGAUCCGAUCCAAUCGAACCGCAUAUACUGAAGAGUCCUGCGUGGGAUGUCACGUUGGCAUGAUCCGCUACUUCGACAAAAGGACACCACCAGUUGUGGCAAGG